AUGCCAACUGUAAGUAUGGCGAAUUUCGAUGGUGAAGACCUAUUGAGUGCUAGGCUCCUAUCAUUUAUGGCUAAUGGUGAUCAAUCGAAUUCGGAAGUGCAGUAUCAUAUGAGUGGAAAUUCUGACUUUAAUCCAUCAAAUUAUUGUUCACUUAUGUCAGAAUCUGGAAAUACAAGUUUCAACAUUAAUUCACCAGGUCACCGGAACGUUCAAACCUCACUAAUAUACGACAGAACAUCUAGUGGGAUAUCUUUAAGUCCUUCGAAUGAAAAUGGAGUAUAUGGUGGGGUACCCGUUAGUCCCAUAUCAGGGCCAAGUACCCCUCCUCCGACUGUUAUAUCUCAACCUGAUUUGGCAGAUAAUUUCCCGAAUAUGCGUUACAACCAUAUUGGAGUACCUCCUUACUCAGCACUUACGUCUCCAUGUUUAGGUAACAAGUUGGGAUCUAUCCCACAACACUCUUUGUUAAAUUUGAACAACGGAGCCGGUGAUCGUCACAGUUUGCAAAACUCUCCAUUUUACAAUCACUAUCCUGGAAAUUUGCAGACACAUUUACAGCGACAAUAUCCUGGGUUGUCUCCAGGACCUGCUGGGACAUUGUUUUCUAAUGGAGUGAAUGGAUUUGGUACUACUUCACAAAAUCUAAUCUCAAAAAAUGGAUUAUAUCAGGAUGCUGCAUUUUCACUUCCCGGUUUUCGUCCUACAAACUCGAGUUCCACAUACUGUCCUCAACGAGAACUGUUUCCAACCAUUCAGUCAUCCCAUCCAAGUAACAGCUGUCAUAACUUUAUGGGUCCUGGUCUUUUGAUGCAAGAUCGUUUACACUACUAUGCUAUCGCACAAAAGCACGGGUUUAUUGUUGGUGCUGAACUGGAGCGGAUUAAGGAGAACUCACGCCGUUCUACAAGUCAGUCUUACGGCAGAAUUUCAGCAUAUUUUCGUAAUCGUUACGGUGAAACAGAAGCUAAAACCAAAGCAGCGUACCUCCAACUAGGAGUGCGUGUGCCAAGCAAGGAUCAUGUUUCAGAAAUUGUUGGAAAAGGUGGUCAAAAGAUCAAAUUGAUACGUGAAGAAACUGGCGCGUUAAUUACAACACCUGGUGAACAAGAAGAACAUGUGUUUAUUAUUGAAGCUCCCCCAGAAAUAGCGAUGCGUGUUGCUCAUCAUCUAGCCACCAGAGCACAAGAAAUAACUCAAAGCAAGAUUGUUGCGGGCGAAAGAAGACGUGGUUCUACUAGUUCCCAGCCAUGUGGUACAGAUAGCGGAGUAAAUAUGACUAAUGUGUCUACUGGUAACUCAGGACCAAACUUAACUCCUGGUGGUUCAAACAACUUCGUUAUUUCUAAUACAUGUCCUGCUUCUGGGCUUUUAUCACUAAGCAACAGUGUGAAUAACUCACCACUCCAUCCAUCUACAACCGUAAAUGCACAUUUCAAUGGUGUUAUUCAUUCUUCCAACAGCUCUGUUCGUAGUUCAAAUGCAACCAUAUUUACUCCCUCAUUCUCAAGUUUACCAGCUAGUCCAGGAAACUCGAAUUCAUUGGGCAGUCAGUUACAGACGAAUACAAUAACGAGUACUGGUAUGUUUUCAAGCACAAGUACACCUGGUAGUCGUGUGCUUUUGGCACGUGGUCGAAUAUCUGUUCCUCAGGAAAUGGUGGGUAAGAUAAUCGGCACUCAGGGGUCAAUCAUUACUACUAUACAAAAGGAUACUGGUACGGAGAUAAAAAGCCCUCCUAAAGAAGCUGUACGUGGUCCAAAUGCGACAUCUGAAUUUGAGAUUUCGGCAUAUCAAGGUUUAGGCUUAAGUUCAAACCAGGCUGCUGAAUGUAGAGUGCAACAAGCCAAGCAGUUGAUCGGUCACUUAGUGAUGAGACAGUUGGAACGACGUGCCAGCGAGGAGGUGGAGGAGGCUUCUGGAUCAUCUAAUAUAAGCUCUGAAGAGCAAAGAGUUAAUGGUCCCAGUGCAUCGACAAUAUCUAGUGUUUGUAACAGUACUUCAAAAACAAACGGUGGCGGUAAUAAUGGUUGGAUGUGGCCUGAUGUUGCUCAAAUGGAUUCACAAGAAGCUCGUGAAGUUUUAGAUCGCAUACUAGUGGAGUCCAAAAAUAAAACUCGUCGAGCAAAGGAGCUCACUGUUGUUUCUACAGGGCCUGCAUCAACAUCUGUAUGUUCGAUAGCCACUAUGAAUACGCAGGGUUCGUUACUUAACCUAAAAGGUUGUAAUGGUUCUCAAAGUUUAUCUGGCGAUAAUCAACAUUCUAAUCAUUUCCAGUCUCACUUACUGAAUGGAACUUAUUUUGACAGUGCUCAAACAAAUGGCUGUGAGGAUGUGAUAUCUGGUGAUACUUCCGCUUGUAAUGGUAAUUCAAGCAAUCAGUGUGCACUAAAUAAUGACUCAAGAAUGCUACCCACUCCAUUUAGUCUAAACAAUGGCCACUUUAAUCAUCGUUCUUCAACUACAACUGACGGUGCAUCUAAUGGAUUCCAAAUGUGUAUUCCGCGUACUGUUCAGAGUUUCGACUUACCUUUAUCAAAUGAUUUCCUCACUAAUAUGAAUCGUGGCCCUGGUUCUAAUUUGGUUUCGGACAUAUGGAACUCAGUAGCUCCACCAUUCACUUCAGUUCCAACGGAUUCCAGCUCACAGCUUCAUGGUUACGUUGGCUCUAGUUCCACACUGAAUAAUCUAAUGAAUCCAUCAUCACCUAGUCGUAAUGGCAACUCUAUCAAUUGUUCAAAUCGCAUUAUAAACAGUCGUACAUUAGAUAAUUCUUUCGACACUGCAAUUUUCAACUUCAGUGAUACAAGACGGGAAACAGAUAGUGACAUCAGCCCAACUAUCUUGCUUCAUGACCGUUUACAACAUGAACAGGAUUUACACCAACCCCUAACUCGUCGGCAUAGCGAUUGGAUCGUCCCUUCUCAUCUACUGACUGAACUUACAGCUGAUUCAGGGGAUACUGCUUCUUCACCAGGUCGUCAUAAUGUAAUUAUCGAUAGUGAACCAAAUUCACAGUCGUAUUCGGUAAACAACUUUAAUUUUAUCCAUGAUUUAGAUCAGCUAUGUUUGAGCUCAUCCUGUGAUAAAGAUUCUGUUGCUAAUGUUACUACCGCGAUAUGCACCACAAUGAAUAACUGCAUGACUAUUUGUCCUCCUGGUUUUGAAACACAUGACCUCAACGAAAACGAAUCUGUCUUCAGUCUUAAAACCAAGGAGUCGCUUGUAAAUUCUACUAAACUCUGGUCAUCUUCAAAUCCUACUAAAACUCAUUGUACUGGUAAUGCUAGUAGUAAUACUAUAAAUGGUGUUAAAAGUAAUAAUAUUUCUCAUAAUCUACAACCACCAUGUACUGAUUCACUAGUUGGAUCAAGAAUAUUUUCUAAUACUUCUGUACUGCAGCGUUUGUUCAAUAAUCCAACAGGUCAAGUCUGCAAUGCAAUUUCUACGAAUAACAAUGAUCUUAAUAUGUCUGGUCGCGUGAACAGUUCCUUUUGGCCUCAGGCUAAUAAUGAUCACAUUCCCAUUUGUUGUUCAUCAAAUAACAUUGAUGAUUCUUUUGGAUUUUCUUGUUUGGAAAGUGAGAAUCAAUUUCAACAUCAUCAAAGUGAUGCUGCUACGCGAAGUUCAUCAUUUUUUCCUGAAAAUUUAAAUGAAUACACCGGUUCGAUUGGGAUUAAUAAUAAUAUUAAUAAUGGUAAUAAUAAUAAUAGUAACAAAGGGACGGAAAACACAACUAAUAAUAGUAGUCACCAGUCUGCACGUUGUGGUGCUAUUGGUGAAGGCCGUCGUCGAAGACGCCCUAGUCCAAAUCUGUUGUCAACUAAUAACGAUACUCUGGCUUUAUCAGUUUCAUCUUCAUUGGCGUCUAUUACAGAAGUGGCCUAGAUAAUCCCGCUUCAUCGUAAUCUGUAACAAUUUUAGCCUUUAAACUAUUCAAGUGAUCUUUUUAUUUCACUUAAAAUAUUAGUAAAUUAUGGUCCUAGGCAUGCAAUAGAUUAUUAUUAUUAUGUAUUAAUUAAUUUUAUCAAUUUGUAUGUUCACAGUGUCAAACUUCGUUAUCGCAUUUCGGGAAAUUAUUAGUACUAUUUGAUAAUGAUAUACCUGUGGUAUUGUUUUUUUGGAAUAAUUGCUUUCCUAUUUCACAAUUGGCUUCCACGAAUUGCUUUAGGUAAAUCCCAUCACCUGAUCCUCUCAUAACACUCAAUGUUGUCCAUUUUCAAAGUACUGUACCUACGUAUGUUCAACCAUCCUUUUCUCAAAAAUUCCAGUCGUUAUACGUAUACUUCAAUUUUUUUCUCUUCUAUUAAGUAGUUUUUUGAUCUACAACAACGAUUCUUAUCUUCUCUUUAUAAUUUUCAUUCGGUGACUAAUUGCUUCUUUCUGAAUUUCAGUAUGUUAACGAUCGCUUCUCAGGGUUCUUUAUUUGUGUCACACUAUCAUUAUCUAUUACUGAAUGUUGAUUCUACUGUUAUAUAUAUUCCCCCCGGUUAUAUUCUCCUUCACAGAGAAUUCAAUCUUGUCUCACAGGUUUUAUCGUUCACAAUAAAUAUACAAAAACUAAAUCAAAAUGUCACUUAGAAACAGAAAAUAAAUAGGAUAAUGAAUUUUGAUUUUUGCUUUUUUUUCUAAAAAUAAAAUUCUGCUAAAAUUUCAUCCAAUUUCCUUCCCGGUUCUAAAUGACCGUAAACAGAAGAAAUGUAAUUAGUGAAUGUUUACUACUAUGAAGAACGAUUUGUUUGUCUCUGUGCGAAAUCUUUUGUUGGAUAUCUUGAUCAGGAAGAUCUAUUCAGGAAAAUUUGUUUACUUGAAUUCAAGCAAAUAGUAAUUGAUUUUAUUUUUCUACUAAUUCAGCUAAUAUCAACAUCUUAUUUCUAUUUGAUUUAUCUUAAAAAUGGAGACAUCAGUACGAACUUUAUAUUUGUCAUAAUAUCUGGUUAAGAUUUUCACAAACGAACAGGAAUGUGUUGUAGCAUUUUUCAAAUCAUCGUAUUGUGCACUAUGAUCAUCUCAACCAGAUCGUUCAUAUCUUAUUUUCUAAAUACGCUGUGUGCUCAUUAUCGAUAAUGCUAUUACUACUAUUUACCUUAACUUAAUCCCUUCACAUAAUGUCAUCCAGCCCACUUCUGUCUACUUCUUUACAUACUUACCUACAUUAUUGUUAUUUGCAGCUCUUGUUGAAUUUCAUAAUAUAAUUUGAUAUCUAGCAUCAUAUUGUAUUGUCAUCAAUAUUUUCAUACACAUAAUAACUUGUCUUGUUUCCUACUACUUACUACUUAAUUGUUUUCCUCUAGUAUGUGGGUGAUCAAGUAUUGUUUAAUACAUUGUUAAUUCAACACAUCUUGAGAUUAUAAAGUGUUCAAAAAAAUCAAAACAUAAUUAGACAGUUUUCCAGUUGACACGACUAAGUAAAGAUCUAUGACGCUGUUAUAUUUGUUGAAUAUUGAGUUAAGUUUUUUCUCAUCCAUAAAAUUAUGAUAUAUAUAUAUACUUAUGCUUUAUAGUUCUACCAAUCAUAUUUCAUAUUUAUGUAUUGUUAUUCGAUUCCUCUUAAACAUCGUCUUUAUCCUUAUUGUUUCUACUAUUAUCACUAUUAUUUUCACUUAUAUUUGUAAUACUACUGUUAUUAUUGUCAUUAUUAUUAAUGUUACUAUUAACACAAUUUGUAGUUCCUUAUUUAAGCGAUCGUAAAAUCAAUAGUGUUCGCCUAAUUUGUGUCAGAUUUAUUUACGCAUACAUAUACUACCAGGUUUCUUUUUUUCUUUUUGUCUACAAUCUAGAUAAAAGUUUGUUGAUCUACAGUAAUUUCUUUCUACCGGUUCAGUUUUCCUUCUAUACGACGUUUAUGUAUGUGUGUGUGUGCACUACGCUGUCUCUGUUAUUCAUCAUAAUCAGGUGACAACUUCCUUCAUUUCUAGUUCUUUUUGUCUGCUGUUCACGGUUCCUUUUUUCUAUAUAUAUAUAUAUAGUCGAUUGCUAUUUUGUAACAGUAAAAUGAAAUUAAUGUUUAUAUUAGUGUUUGUUAAACGAAGCAAGGAGACGAAAAAAUAGAAUAUCUUCGAGAUGUAAUUUAUUCAAGAUGAUAGACAUACUUUUUUUCUGUAGAACAUUAACUAUCUGUUGUAAAGUUCAUAUUUCUGUUAUUCUUGCAUUCUCCUUUGAAAAUGCUCUCUAUUAUUAUCAUUAUUUUCCCCUUAUUUAUCUUUUCCUACCACUUUUAUCCUCAUUGGCUGUCAAUCCUAUUUUUGUAAAUUUGGUUUUGAUGUUUCUCGACUUCCCAAUAACAUAUUUCCUUCAUGUGUUUUUGUGCAUUAUAUCUAUUUUGUCCACUACAGUAAUUUAUAUAUAUAUAUAUAUAUCAUAUCUAUUUUCGGUUCAUCUACGCUCACAAUAAGUUGAGCUUCAUCAUAUAUUUCUACUACCUAAGACAUUUGGUCUCCAAUUAAAUUAUCAAUACCUUUAAUAUCCUGUCUUCUGUUUCCCUACAUGAAUUUGUCAAUUGUCUACACACAAACACAUUUAUUAUAUAUAUUCAUUAUUCUAAAAUUAGCCCAUCAUAUACACAGGUGAGACAAAACGGUAUAUUGUUUUGAUAUUCUUAAUGAACUACUCAUAUAUAUAUGUAAUCUAUUCUGGACUUUUUAUUUUUCACCAUUCGUAAUAUUACGAUGUAGCACCUAAAUUAUUCAUAUUAAGAAAUCUUACAUAGACUCAUAUUGUUCUAUUUAUACCCUUUAAACCAUUUAUAAUUUAUAGACCAUAUUAAACAAUGAAUUUAAAACAAACGAUACUAACAUAUAUUCUAUACACAUAUAAAUGAGUUUUAGUUCAAUUUAAAUUACAUUGUACUUUUCUAUUACAUACAUUUUCUACGUAUAUAUACAUAUAUAUAUUUUGUAUUACUUAUUGACGAUGUCUUCAUUUAUUCCAUGUCUACGUGUGUGUGUGUGUGUAUGUACACGUGCGUGCUACGUGAUUUGGAGUUUUUUCUAGGCUUUUUUUGAUGAAGGACAAUGUUUAUGUUUAUUACCGUUGAGACGUAUUCUGUUUUGCAUAUUCCUAAAUAUUGCACACACGUUCAUGCACGCACUCAUUUUAAGACAUCAACCAAUUUACAACAGAUGAUAAUCUAGAGAAAUUUCACCAAAAAGAGUAUCCAAAUCUGAUCUACAAAGUAUUUUAUCAAUUCAGUUAUGAUAGAAGAGUUUUUUUUGGAUUUGCUUUGCAUGAAGAUAUAUAUAUAUAAUGGAUUACUCAUCCUCAGUGCUAAAUGAUAUUUUUUAAUACAAAAGAUCCCGUUUAUGAUGGAAUUUGUCGUCUACCCGGUUGAAAAAGAGUGCUUAUUAUGAAACAUUACUAAUACUAUUUAAUUACUUUUAUGCACAGCUGUGGCAUUUUGUUUAUCUUUUUAUGUACAUGUGUGUGUGCAUUUGUGUAAGUGCAUGUAUGAAUGGUCACAAUUUAUUAUUAGUUCCUAUUAUGUUUGUUUUCUAGCCUUAAUUGCACUAUUCUAAAAAAAUAAUUAAAUUCUUGUUAUAUUU
Schistosoma haematobium is the source of this 7538-nucleotide messenger RNA. RefSeq lists its product as uncharacterized. The coding region runs from base 1 to 3885 and encodes 1294 amino acids. The transcript has 3 exons. The record is from RefSeq and is a predicted model, not a curated record. NCBI's taxonomy places the organism in Eukaryota, Metazoa, Platyhelminthes, Trematoda, Strigeidida, Schistosomatidae. Gene Ontology annotation, cellular component: nucleus; cytoplasm. Gene Ontology annotation, biological process: regulation of gene expression. Gene Ontology annotation, molecular function: mRNA binding.